Molecule: messenger RNA, 1236 nt
Organism: Carica papaya (papaya)
Lineage: Eukaryota; Viridiplantae; Streptophyta; Magnoliopsida; Brassicales; Caricaceae
Product: S-adenosyl-L-methionine-dependent methyltransferases superfamily protein
Molecular function (GO): methyltransferase activity
Source: RefSeq, a predicted model, not a curated record
UAUGUUUACAUGUAAAGAAAAGGUAGAGAGGGAAGAAUGAGUGAUGGAAAAUUGGCUUUAAAAGCAGGCCAACUUAACCCACUAAUCUCCAUACACAAUUAGGUCUUGACAACAUGGAUGUGGAGAAGGCUUUUCACAUGGCUGCAGGAGUUGGCAAGACCAGCUAUGCCAGUAACUCUACCCUCCAGAAGAAGGCAUCGGACAUGGUGAAGGACAUAACGAUAGAGACAAUACAAGAACUAUACACUGCAACAGCUCCAAAAAGCUUAGGCAUAGCUGAUCUGGGCUGUUCCUCUGGACCAAAUACACUGUCAAUUAUCAAAGAUUUGGUGGCCGCCAUUGAAGAGACUUGCAGUAGCUUGAGUCCAGUCCCAGAAUUCAGAGUUUACCUUAAUGAUCUACCCAGCAAUGAUUUCAACUCCAUAUUUAAGGCCUUGCCUGACUUUUACAGAGACCUUAAGGAACAAAAAAAUGGAGGGUAUUGUCCCUCUAUAUUCAUUGCAGGAUACCCUGGUUCUUUCUACGGAAGACUCUUCCCCAACAAUAGUCUGCACUUUGUCCACUCAUCUUACAGUUUGCACUGGCUCUCCAAGGUUCCUCCGGGCAUUUAUGACGAGCAAGGAAGGUCCAUAAACAAAGACAACAUUUACAUUUCUGAAACCAGUCCUGAAGCUGUAUCUCAUGCUUAUUCCAACCAGUUCCAUCUAGACUUUUCACUCUUUCUUCAAUCAAGAUCUCAAGAGGUCGUGGUUGGAGGAAAAAUGGUGAUCAUUUUACUUGGCAGAGCAGGCCCUCCUCACGUCGAUCGGGGAAACUCGUUCUUUUGGAAACUUUUAUCCCAAUCGCUCGCCAAUUUAGUCUCUCGGGGAGAGACCCAACAGGAGAAAUUGGAUUCAUAUGAGGUGCAUUUUUAUGCACCAACUAAAGAAGAGAUUGAAGAAGAGGUGAGACGACAAGGGUCGUUCGAAUUAGAUCGAAUAAAAAUGUUCGAGAUAGAGAGAGAUACUACAAGUAUGGAAAUGAGCUAUGGCACCGUGGUGGCUACUACAGUUAGAGCUGUACAAGAAUCAAUGAUUGGAGAUCAUUUUGGAGAGGCAAUUUUAGAUGUUUUAUUUGAGAAUUAUGGAAGAUUGGUGGAUGAGGAAAUGGGUAAGGAAGAAAUCAAACCCAUGACUUUUCUUCUUGUCCUUACAAAGAAGUAUAUAUGAACAAAUGUACUCCAUUGAAAGAAUCUUA